UGCACACACACCUAAAUUAAAACAUCACCAUUUUACAUUGCUCCGAAUCAAGAUCAAUGGCCCCGGCAGCGCCGCAGACUCCGACACCGGAAACCACCCCGUUGGGCCACCAACUCUUCACGCGGAUCCGCCUGGCCACCCCAUCCGAUAUUCCCCACAUCCACAAACUCAUCCACCAAAUGGCCGUCUUCGAACGCCUGACCCACCUCUUCUCCGCCACCGAGUCCUCCCUGUCUGCCACCCUCUUCUCCCCCACCGUCCAACCCUUCCACUCCUUCACCAUCUUGCUUCUAGAAGCUUCGCCCACCCUCUUCCCUGUUUCAACCUUUGAUUCCAACCCUUUCUUCAAACCCCUGACUGAAGUCGUGAAUCUGAGGCUCCCCUUUGAGGACCCCGAGCGCGACACGUUCAAGAGCAUGGAUGACGUUACUGUUGUAGGUUAUGUGAUGUUUUUUCCAAAUUAUUCAACUUUUCUGGGAAAACCAGGGUUUUACGUGGAGAACUUGUACGUGAGGGAGUGUUACAGGAGAAUGGGGUUUGGGAAAAUAUUGUUUAGUGCAGUGGCAAAGGAAGCAGUAAAAAUGAAGUACGGAAGGGUAGACUGGGUUGUGCUUGAUUGGAAUGUUAAUGCCCUUAGGUUUUACGAAGACAUGGGUGCUGAGAUUGUGGAGGAAUACAAGUUUUUCAGAUUGACUGGGAAGGCUCUUCAAGCUUCUGGACACGCUCACUGAAAACUGUUGCUCAAUUUCUCAUUCCAAAAGUUGCUCCAAUGCUAUCACUUUCACGUAUCCAUGCUUCAAGCACGAUUCAUGAAUUAUGUAACAAACCAUGUAUUGUGUGUUUAUUAUUAUCUCUUCUCAGAUAUAUAAUUAUAUGUUAUUAUAUCUCAACAGAUGAAUAAGGAUUAUCUAAGUUAGUAAAAUGUUGGUACUUCUUAUUUUAAUGAUGAUGCAAAUUAAUAUGGAAUUACUUGUAUUAUUAUAAAAGUACAAAUUUUUUAAGGUUUAAACCCUCCCUUGGUCCUCAAGUUUGUAUGAAAAUCUUAUUUGGGUCCUCAAGUUUUUUUCUGUCUCAAUUGGGUCAUAUUUUUUGUAAAAGUGAGCAUAUUGUACCAUAACCGUUAAGUGGUGUGAGACGGCGUUAAAUUGGUGUGAGCUGGAUUUUUCCAUUUACGGACGUGGCAUUGUGCAUUAAAAUUGACUGUUUGUUGUGUUUUAUCCACGUAGGCUACGAAGCCCUAACAUUUAAGGGCAUCCCAUCUCAUCCAAAGUAUAUUCUCGUGUUGGAGAGGAUCGUGUUUCGUCUUGGUGAAGCAGAGCUGCUGUCUUACGUCUUGGGCAAGCACUGUUGAGGUGGUGGUAAGGAUGUCUCGUUCAUCUUCCUCUUGCAAAUGUUUGGGUUCGGCCAUGCAACGCAGUAGUGGCAGUGUUAGGAGCUUCGAUGGAAACCCAAGAUGCCUCUGUGGUCACAGUGCAGUGUUUCGUAUUGCGAGAACCCCUAAAAACAAGGGGAAAAAAUUCUGGGGUUGCCCUAACUUCAAGGUCAAUUUGAUAUAACAAUAAAUCUAUGUCUAUUUAUUUGGGUUUUGACGAAGGAGUGUGUGUUGGUGUUGAACAGGGUGGGAGUGGAGAAUUGGUUGGUUGCAACUUCUUCAAGUGGUGCAUUGACGAAGGAAAUGAAGCAAAAUGGCUGAAUGUAGAAGAAAGGACUGAUAGUGAAAGAAAUGAAGAACUGGGUGUGAUGAGCAUGGAAGACAGUGUGUUGCAAAUGGAAGAAACAUAUUGUCCAAAGAUCAGACUGGGUUGUAUAGAGAAAAGUUUAGUUAAGUUAGAUAAGUGGUUUAAAUUGUUAGUGGGGAUGAUCUUUGUCAUAUUUGUUUUGAAUGUAAUUGUAUUAGCAAUGUUGGUGAA
This is a messenger RNA of Vigna angularis (adzuki bean), 1910 nucleotides long. Its product is annotated as probable acetyltransferase NATA1-like. The transcript has a single exon. The record is from RefSeq and is a predicted model, not a curated record. Gene Ontology annotation, molecular function: N-acetyltransferase activity. The coding region runs from base 57 to 731 and encodes 224 amino acids. Lineage: Eukaryota; Viridiplantae; Streptophyta; Magnoliopsida; Fabales; Fabaceae.